AUGCAGUGCUAUACGGAAUUGCUGCCCCCAACGGGCGUGACCAACGCCUUGGCCAUUCCAUUCCUUUCUUCGACCGCCCGAAACCUCAUCGUGGUGCGGUCAUCUGUUCUCCAGAUCUUCACCCUGCUCGGUCCUCCGUCGGAGAGCAGCGAGUCUAAACUGAUACUGGAGAAAGAAUAUCAACUUCCCGGUACCGUUACCGACUUGAGUCGAGUGAAGAUAUUGAAUUCAAAGAGUGGCGGAGAAGCAAUCUUGCUGGCAGUUCGAAAUGCAAAGCUCAGCUUGAUUGAAUGGGAUCCAGAGCGCUACUCUAUCUCCACCGUUUCAAUCCAUUACUAUGAACGAGAUGAUCUUAGCCGAAGUCCCUGGGUCCCGGAUCUGGGAAGCUGCGGUAGUACCCUCAGUGUUGAUCCUAGUAGUCGAUGCGCGGUCUUCAACUUCGGUGUCCGCAAUCUUGCCAUUUUGCCGUUCCAUCAAGCCGGAGACGACUUGGUGAUGGAUGACUACGAUUCUGCACUGGAUGAAAAACGCCCAGACAAGUCCUCUCAAGGGGAAGCUCAAACUGGGAAACCCAAAGAUGAGCAAAGCCAUAUCACCCCCUACGCCUCCUCGUUCGUCCUGCCCUUGACAGCUCUAGAACCUUCAUUGCUGCAUCCGGUCAGCCUGGAAUUCCUCUACGAAUAUAGAGAGCCAACGUUCGGCAUUCUUUAUUCGCAAAUCGCAACCUCAAAUUCUCUGCUCCACGAGAGGAAAGACAUUAUGUUUUACAGUGUCUUCACUCUAGACCUGGAGCAACGAGCCUAUACAACUCUCCUCUCUGUCUCACGACUCCCUAGUGAUCUAUUCAAGGUGCUGGCGCUACCUCCUCCUGUGGGUGGAGCUCUUUUAAUAGGAUCCAAUGAGAUCGUUCACGUGGAUCAAGCUGGCAAAACGACAGCAGUCGGCGUGAACGACUUUUCCAGACAAGUUUCCGCUUUUUCCAUGAGCGAUCAAUCAGAUCUAUCCUUCCGGUUAGAGGGAUGUGUUGUCGAACGACUGGGAGGCGAUAGUGGUGACCUAUUGCUGGUGCUCAAGUCGGGCGAUGUGGCAUUGAUCAAAUUCAAGCUUGAUGGCCGAUCUGUGUCCGGAAUGACUGUUCAUUCUCUCAAAGAUCAAGUAGUAAGCGAUAAUUUGAAAUCAGCUGCUUCAUGCUCUGCUUGCUUCAAUGAUGGCCACCUCUUCAUUGGUAGUGAAGAUGGGGACUCAGUGUUGAUGAGAUGGACUCAUUUUGUAUCUGGAAAAAGAAUACGAGCAGAGCAAAAUCAAGGAGUCAAUGACUCUGAGGAGCUCUCAGAGAGCGAGCAAAUAGACGAUGAUGGCUACGAAGAUGACCUCUACUCUUCAGCUCCAGACCAGAUCCGUAUUGGCUCACGGCCGAAUCCUGGGAAUUCCACUCCUGAAUUUUAUCAUUUCCAACUGAGUGAUAAGCUUUCAAGCAUUGGUCCGCUUCGAGAUAUCACUCUUGGUCGGGCCAUGUCUCAGAGAAACCCACAUGGUCAUUUGUCUGAACACAACCCCCACGGCGAACUGGAACUGGUUGCCUCGCAGGGCUCUGGCAGAGCUGGUGGCCUCGUUGUCAUUAAACGAGAAAUCGAUGCGCUGUCGACGAUGUCUUUCAAGGUUGAGGGCGCCGAUAGCGUCUGGUCGGCCAAAUUGAAUCAGCGAGAAGGAGAGAUUUCCCCAAAAGAACCAGAGGGAAAAGAUUCUUCUAUCCAGUACUUGAUUGUCUCCCGGCCUUCUGAGAAUAAUAAGGAGAUGUCUGAGGUCUUCACUGUUGAACGAUCCGGCAUCAAGGCUUGCAAAGCUCCCGAUUUCAAUCCAAAUGAAGACUCCACUGUUGACAUCGCAACGCUGGCAAAAGGAACCCGCUUGGUGCAAGUCCUGCAAACGGAGGUCAGAAGUUAUGACAAAGAUCUCGGCCUCGCACAAAUAUACCCUGUCUGGGACGAAGACACUGAGGAGGAACGCACUGUGAGAAGCGUUAGCUUCGCAGACCUUUAUAUUGCAAUUAUUCGGGAUGAUUCAUCUCUUUUACUUUUGCAGACAGAUGAGAGUGGCGACCUUGACGAAGUGGCCUUUCCGGGGCAUAAAUCUUCUAAUUGGCGCUUCGGCUCUCUUUACCAUGAUCGAAGUCGAUCAUUUCACAACCAGGCCGAGGAUCUUACAAUCCUGCUAUUACUGGAUCAUGAAUCCAAUUUAUUGAUUUUCAGCGUCCCCGACCUCAAGUUACUAUGGACAAUCAAUGGCGUUGACUGCCUGCAGCCGGUUCUAUCAGUGGAGCCUCCGCGACGCUCAAAUACACGAGAAUCACUGCAAGAGGUCAUCAUUGCCGAUCUUGGAGAUGAAUCAUUCAUCUCACCGUUCUUGAUUGUUCGGACCAGAAAUGACGAUCUCGUGGUUUACAAACCUGUCUUGAAUUUGUCGGAAGCUGAUAAUGAGCGAACUCUACGCCUUCUGUUCUUCCGCGAGGCGAACCAUACCUUGUCAAAUAUUUCUUCCGAAUCGUCAACGAAUGGCACACUUGGGAGUCGACAAGGCUCUCUUCGAGUUCUACCUAACGUGUCAGGACUCAGCACCGUUCUCGUACCUGGACGAUCCGCCAAGUUUCUUGUGAAAACGUCACAAAGUUCCCCUCACACUGUUCACCUUCGCGGUGAGUCCACGCGUUGGCUGAGUAAAUACCAUGCUCCAGCUGCCAGUUGCGAAAACAGCUUUGUACAUGUGGAUUAUGAGAAUAACGUCCAAAUAUGCCAAUUCCCUCCAGGGAUCCAGUUGCAUCACUCCUGGCCGUUGCAAAAGGUCCCUCUCGAUGAGCAAGUCGAUUUCUUAACAUAUUCGACUGCAUCCGAGACCUACGUGCUCGGUACAAGCACUGUGGUUGAGUUCAAGUUACCUGAAGAUGACGAGUUACAUCCCGAAUGGCGUGGUGAAUCCACCGAAUUCCUACCAGAAGUUCCCCAGAGUUCUAUCAAAGUUAUUAGCCCCCAGAAUUGGGCUAUUAUUGACAGUUACCCGCUUGAGCCCGCUGAACAUGUGACGGCCGUCAAAAAUGUGAACCUUGAGGUUUCCGAGAAUACUCACGAGCGGAAGGAUCUCAUUGUCGUGGGCACGUCGAUCGCGAAAGGCGAGGAUAUCCCAGCUCGCGGAGGGAUUUACGUAUUCGAAGUGAUCGAGGUUGUUCCAGAUCCGGACCGUCCUGAAACAGGGCGAAAACUGAAGUUGAUCGGCAAAGAAACAGUCAAAGGCGCGGUGACAGCGCUCUCAGGAAUCGGUGGCCAAGGCUUCGUGAUCGUAGCCCAGGGCCAGAAGUGUAUGGUCCGAGGCCUCAAAGAGGACGGAAGCCUUCUUCCCGUGGCAUUUAUGGACAUGCAAUGUUAUGUGAAUGUUGUGAAGGAACUCAAGGGCACAGGCAUGUGCAUCCUUGGUGAUGCAGUCAAGGGACUCUGGUUUGCAGGUUAUUCGGAGGAGCCCUACAAGAUGACACUCUUCGGCAAAGAUCCGGAGUACCUCGAAGUCGUUGCCGCAGAUUUUCUACCGGACGGUAACAAGCUUUACAUUCUGGUUGCUGACAGCGACUGCAACCUGCAUGUACUUCAGUACGACCCGGAAGAUCCAAAGUCAUCCAAUGGCGAUCGUCUUCUCAACCGGAGCAAGUUCUAUACCGGCAACUAUGCAUCGGCUGUGACUCUUCUUCCUCGUACAGCCGUAUCAUCUGAAGUUCUCGAAACCGGAGAUGAUUCGAUGGAUGUUGACCAUACUGUCUCAACUCACCAGGUUCUAAUUGCCUCGCACAACGGAAGCCUGGCUCUGGUCACCGGCGUUGCUGAAGAAUCAUAUCGCCGACUAUCUGCUCUGCAGUCACAACUAACGAACACGAUUGAUCAUCCAGGUGGCCUCAACCCUCGCGCAUUUCGCGCCGUUGAAAGUGACGGAAGUGCUGGCCGAGGAAUAGUCGACGGCACUCUGCUUCGACAGUGGCUUAAUCUAGGGAAACAGCGCCAGUCGGAGAUUGCGGGCCGGGUGGGUGCGACAGAAUGGCAGAUUCGUGCGGAUCUCGAGGCUAUUGGCGGAGAUGGUCUCGGAUACCUCUGA
Messenger RNA from Penicillium chermesinum, 4131 nucleotides. Its product is annotated as cleavage/polyadenylation factor CFT1. Gene Ontology annotation, molecular function: protein binding; nucleic acid binding. The coding region runs from base 1 to 4131 and encodes 1376 amino acids. The transcript has 9 exons. The record is from RefSeq and is a predicted model, not a curated record. NCBI's taxonomy places the organism in Eukaryota, Fungi, Ascomycota, Eurotiomycetes, Eurotiales, Aspergillaceae. Gene Ontology annotation, cellular component: nucleus; mRNA cleavage and polyadenylation specificity factor complex.